GUCCAUUCUCUAGAUUUAAGUUGGCCUUUUUGCCACCUGACUUGCUGUUGCACCUAUUUGGUGGUCUCAGUUUCUGUAUUCAGUUCAUUAAGACACCAAACUCUUUUAAGAAAUAAGCUUACAAGUUGCUUGAGUAAACAGCUUUAAAUUGUGUUUUUUCGUAUCCAAUUUACCCGCUGCAAACUGCUAUUUACUCAAAAAAGGAUAUUGAUGUGCACAAAUACAUUAGCUCCAUACAAGUCUUCCAAGGGAAUGGAGUGAGUGGUGUGCUCAGAUAGCUUUAACAAGAUUGGGUGGCUGCCAAGUGGAAACAGACGUCCUCGUUGCUGCAAAGACUGCCAUCACUUCUUCAACCAUCCCUGGUGCAGUAUGCUGCGGUCUGUUAUAAGAUAUGAUUGGACAAAGUGUGUAUCAGGCCAGAGAAUGUUCAGCAGAAUCAGAUUAUGUUUAUGUUAUUUUGUCAAAGUCAUUGGACAAGUCCAAACCAGGAUAAAUUUAGAAAAAGAAGUUAUUUCUUAAAGCUUAGGUCCAGUACUCAAUUGUUUCUUUGCCGCAGGAAUAUCACGAAGCAUCUGUGCUCUCCCUGGUUGAUGGACUGGGCUCUACCUUUCCUGCCUGAGCCCCUGCCUCAUGCCCUGUCCAUUUCCAGGAGUUCACAGUCCACCAUGACAUCUGUCACUUGGAAACGACCACCUCGUGACUGAUGUCUUACUUUUACAUCAAUGUUGCACCCUCCUCCCCCGCCUGGUUACACUCUCCCACGUCAAUCCAACCAUGCCAAUCUCAUGGCCGGCUGGAGAAGAGUAGAGGUUCCACCGGCAGCACCACCACCACUUUUGGUGUACCACGAACGUUCGGAUUAUCAUACUCUGACAUCAUUUAGUGCAACAUACAAAAGGAUUUGCGUUCGUCUACAUGGAAGAUGAACGUGAUGCUGAAGAUGCUAUCCAUAGACUUGACAGAACUGACUUUGGUAGAAAAGGGAGGAGACUGAGAGUUGAAUGGACAAAGGAGGAUCGCAGUGGUGGUCGGAAAGGAAAUGGGAAGCGAUCUCCAAGCAGCGUGAAACCAACCAAAACCUUGUUUGUGAUCAACUUUGAUCCGAUCAACACAAGGACAAUAGAUUUGGAGAAGCACUUUGAUCUGUAUGGCAAGAUUGCAAAUAUCAGAAUCAGAAGGAACUUUGCAUUUGUCCAGUAUGAAACACAGGAAGAUGCUACUAAAGCUCUGGACGGUACUAAUGGAAGCACUGUGAUGGACAGGGUCAUCUCUGUUGAGUAUGCACUUCGUGACGACGAUGAAAAAAGGAACCGGUACAGUCCAGACAGGAGAGGAGGAGGCCGUGAUAGAUCUCCGGACAGAAGGGACAACCGCGGUAGGUCCGCAAGUCCUUAUGGCAGAGGGCGGGAAAGGGGCAGCCCAGACUAUGGCAGGGGCAGGGAGAGGGGCAGCCCGGACUAUGGCAAGGGUGGUGCCAGAGAUAGUCCUGACUAUGUCCGUGGUGGAAGCCCAUACGGCAGCAAAGGGGAUGACAGGGCUAGCCCCAAGUAUGACCGUGAACGCCGUGAAGCCAGUCCUGCCUAUGACAGGCGCCGCAGCCGCUCGCCUGCAAGGUCGCCUGCAAGGGAAGAUAGGGACUGAAACUGUGGAUGGUUGUGCUCAACGCCACCUGCUUCGGACCAAAUGGCCGCACCUGUCAUAGUGUGAUGCUCACUCAAGUUGGUUAUGUUAAGUAGCCAGAAACUUCUGUAAUAUCUCUCUAUUAGCUAGCUCUAGCUGAAUGCUUUGUCGAUUUGGUUUGAACUGUGAUGAUUGUUAGCUUAAACUUUGUCCAAACGGAUUCUUUCAGUGAGACCAUUUGCGGAGCGAUGAGAUGUACCGUGUAUCGACCGACAGCAGUAUUCUAGCUUUGCACUUUGGUUAUUCUUC
Molecule: messenger RNA, 1929 nt
Organism: Triticum dicoccoides
Lineage: Eukaryota; Viridiplantae; Streptophyta; Magnoliopsida; Poales; Poaceae
Product: serine/arginine-rich splicing factor RS41-like
Exons: 5
Coding region: 916-1641 (241 amino acids)
Molecular function (GO): RNA binding
Source: RefSeq, a predicted model, not a curated record